This is a messenger RNA of Dictyostelium purpureum, 306 nucleotides long. RefSeq names its product gpaE, alpha subunit of heterotrimeric G-protein (gene gpaE). The transcript has a single exon. Gene Ontology annotation, biological process: adenylate cyclase-modulating G protein-coupled receptor signaling pathway. Gene Ontology annotation, cellular component: heterotrimeric G-protein complex. The record is from RefSeq and is a predicted model, not a curated record. Gene Ontology annotation, molecular function: guanyl nucleotide binding; GTPase activity; G protein-coupled receptor binding. Lineage: Eukaryota; Evosea; Eumycetozoa; Dictyosteliales; Dictyosteliaceae. The annotation marks the transcript as partial.
GAAAUUGUCAAUAGCCAUUGGUUUAGAAAUACAGCUUUUAUUAUAUUUUUCAAUAAAGUAGAUCUUUUCCGUGAAAAGAUUGCAAAAAUAGACCUAUCAGAAUGGUUCAGCGAUUAUAAUGGUGGUUUAUCUUUUGACAACAGUACUCAAUAUAUCAAGAAAAUGUUUUUAGACAAAUCAAGUGGUAACCAAAGAAUUUUCUCUCAUUUUACUUGUGCCAUUGAUACCGCAAAUAUUCAAUUUGUUUUCCACGCCGUCAGAGAAACUUUAUUAAAAAAUAUAUUUAACACCAUUAUUAAUUAUUAA